AUGGCCUCCAAAGACCAGGGCACCGGGCCCAAUAAACCCCCGAUCGACGACGAUGCCUUUCCGAAGCCUCAGUUCCCAGGCCGCUCCGACCGGCCAGGCCCGCCGAGCAUCAUCUCCUCGAGAAUGACAGACAUCGCGUCCGAUGACGGCGGCGAAGGCACAGCCCAGGCAACCUCCGAAAACCCACGUCGCAAAAGCGGCAUGGCCUCCGACACGUUGUCACGGCCGGGCACAGCAAAGACGGGCAUGUCUGGAUCCAGAGAAGGCUGGCGACGAGGCCCGCCUCCACGACUGAACUACAUCACGAGUCUCCACGAGAAGAGAGGAAGCACUGGUGCAGGUAGUAACGCCGGCUCCGUCAGCACUCGUCCUCCAAGUUCCGCAAGCCGCAGCCAUGUGCCGUCGCUCACAUCAUCGGCCUUUUUCCGUCCCAUGAGCUCUCAGAAGCUGCAGGCGCAGCGUGGUGGCUCUCGCCCCGCUACUCAGAACCGACAGCAACCGACGUUGGAGGAUGUUGAGCGUGCGGAACAGAGCCCUGCUGCGGCAGCUGCUGUCGCCAGCGGUGGACCGAACGCCAGGCAUAGCAUCAUUUCAAACCCGGUUUCGAACCCCGUUGCUCGACUCCAGCGACAACUCAGUGGAGACGGCGAUGGACGCCCGCCUCCGUCUCGCGGAACCGACUACACCGAUCAGGGGACGUACGACAGGAUAACGGCCAAUACCAGCCCCACGCAUGGACACCAUCCGGCCGGCAGCUUGUCCGAGAGUGUGACUCCGAUCUACCGGCAGCAGCGCAACAGCCGGAACCUCAGCGUCACCGUGGAUAGAGGUUUCAGGGACCGAGGCAACCAGCCGAGCCCUGUCAAGUCUCCGCGGUCGUUCCGCUCGAGUUUUCUGCUACCGGGGAGAAGCGAUGGCGAACAGAACAAGUCCCACAGGAGCCUGCCUGGCGCCGAGAAGCUUUCAUCUACCGCUUCCACUCCACGCCUCAACCCUGUGGACUCCUCAAGACCUGCCGACAAGAACAACUUGAAGAAGUCAAAAACCAACCUGGGCUACGUCUUCCAAUACUUUGAGGGAAACACCGUCUUCUGCCUUGGCGGUCGCUUCCAGAACACCAAGCAUAGGCCAGUGAACGUGGCGACAGGCUUGUUCAUCAUCAUCCCGGCCGUCCUCUUCUUCGUCUUCUCCGCACCCUGGAUCUGGCACAACAUCAGCCCUGCCAUCCCAAUCACAUUCGCAUACCUUUUCUACAUCUGCAUUUCCUCCUUCUUCCAUGCCUCGGUUUCCGAUCCUGGCAUCCUGCCUAGGAACCUCCACGUUUUCCCUCCUGCAGAACCUACCGAAGACCCCCUCCGACUUGGCCCUCCUACCAACGAUUGGACGCUCAUCAAGUCCGCCGAAUCAUCAACCGCAGCCAUGGAGGUCCCUGUCAAGCACUGCAGAACCUGCAACAUCUGGAGACCUCCUCGUGCUCACCACUGCCGUCUCUGCGAUAACUGCAUCGAGACGCACGACCACCACUGCGUCUGGCUCAACAACUGCGUUGGCCGACGUAACUACCGAUAUUUCUUUGCCUUCGUGUCAUCCGCCACAUUCCUCUCUUUAUACCUUCUUGGCGCCUCUUUGGCCCAGAUCCUCAUCCACAUGAACCUUUCCAACAUUUCCUUCGGCCAAUCCAUCGACGACUUCCGUAUCCCGUUUGCGAUGGUCAUCUACGGCUUCGUUUCAUUCCUCUACCCGGCCGCCCUCAUGGGGUACCAUAUCUUCCUGAUGGCGCGAGGCGAGACCACUAGAGAGUAUAUCAACUCUCACAAGUUCAUCAAGAAGGAGCGCUUCCGGGCGUUCACUCAGGGCAGCAUGCUCAAGAACUGGAUCGUUGUUCUCUGCCGGCCUAGGCCUCCUACCUAUUACCAAUUCAAGAAGAGGUACAACGCCGGCGACCAACGCCUCGGUGCUUCCAGAGAACAACCCAUAACCGACACCCAGGGCAUGGAGAUGCAGAACGUCAAGCCGUCUGCCGGGUUUCAAGGCCCCGUUUCUCUACGCAACGAAGUCAACACUUCAAUGACAUAA
Messenger RNA from Colletotrichum karsti, 2076 nucleotides. RefSeq lists its product as uncharacterized. Gene Ontology annotation, cellular component: Golgi apparatus; endoplasmic reticulum. The record is from RefSeq and is a predicted model, not a curated record. Bases 1 to 2076 code for a protein of 691 amino acids. Gene Ontology annotation, biological process: peptidyl-L-cysteine S-palmitoylation; protein targeting to membrane. Lineage: Eukaryota; Fungi; Ascomycota; Sordariomycetes; Glomerellales; Glomerellaceae. The transcript is spliced from 2 exons. Gene Ontology annotation, molecular function: protein-cysteine S-palmitoyltransferase activity.